AUGAAUUGGGCAAAUGAGAGCUCCGCCAAAGAGUUUAUACUACUUGGCUUUUCAGACAGGCCCUGGCUACAAAUGCCUCUAUUCAUCCUCUUACUAAUAUCAUAUACAAUCACCAUCUGUGGCAAUGUUUCCAUCAUGACAGUAUGUAUUCUGGAUCCCAAACUUCAUACACCCAUGUAUUUCUUUCUCAUUAAUCUCUCCAUCCUGGAUCUCUGCUAUACCACAAGCACAGUCCCUCAUAUAUUGAUAAAUAUUUCUCACCACAAGAAGACCAUCAGUUAUGGAGGCUGUGUGGCCCAACUCAUCAUCUUCCUGGCCCUCGGUGCAACUGAGUGUCUCAUCCUUGUGGUUAUGUCCUUUGACAGAUACGUGGCAAUCUGCAGACCCCUCCACUACGUGGUCAUCAUGAAUCCUUGGUUCUGCUUAAGGAUGACAGCUGUAUCAUGGUUCGUUGGCUUCAGCAAUUCAGUGUUGCAGUCUUCCUUGACACUUCACAUGCCACGCUGCGGCCGUCGGGAAGUGGACCACUUUUUCUGUGAGGUUCCUGCCCUUCUCAAGUUGUCGUGUGCUGACACAAAGCCUAUUGAGUCUGAGCUCUUUUUCUUUAGUGUAUUAAUCUUGCUAAUUCCGGUGACAUUGAUCAUCAUCUCCUAUGGCUUCAUAGUGCGAGCAGUAUUGAGAAUCAGGUCAGCAGAAGGACGAAGAAAAGCUUUCGGGACAUGUGGGUCCCACAUGAUUGUGGUGUCUCUCUUUUAUGGGGCAGCCAUCUACAUGUACCUACAACCACCUUCAUCCACCUCUAAGGACUGGGGGAAGAUGGUCUCCCUUUUCUAUGCGAUCUUUACACCCAUGUUGAAUCCCCUCAUCUACAGCCUUAGAAAUAAAGAUAUGAAGGAAGGUUUCAAGAGGGUGAUACCACAAAUCUUUUUUUGUAAGAAGUGA
This is a messenger RNA of Condylura cristata (star-nosed mole), 942 nucleotides long. RefSeq names its product putative olfactory receptor 2B3. The coding region runs from base 1 to 942 and encodes 313 amino acids. The transcript has a single exon. Gene Ontology annotation, biological process: G protein-coupled receptor signaling pathway. The record is from RefSeq and is a predicted model, not a curated record. Gene Ontology annotation, molecular function: G protein-coupled receptor activity; olfactory receptor activity. Lineage: Eukaryota; Metazoa; Chordata; Mammalia; Eulipotyphla; Talpidae. Gene Ontology annotation, cellular component: membrane.